This is a messenger RNA of Trichoderma citrinoviride, 216 nucleotides long. RefSeq names its product heat shock protein 70kD, C-terminal subdomain-containing protein. NCBI's taxonomy places the organism in Eukaryota, Fungi, Ascomycota, Sordariomycetes, Hypocreales, Hypocreaceae. The transcript has a single exon. The record is from RefSeq and is a predicted model, not a curated record. The annotation marks the transcript as partial.
GAGUCGUACGCCUACUCUCUCCGCAACACUCUCAACGACCCCAAGGUCGACGAGAAGAUUGAGGCCGCCGACAAGGAGACCCUCAAGUCCGAGAUCGACAAGAUCGUCCAGUGGCUCGACGACAACCAGCAGGCCUCUACUGAGGAGUACGAGUCUCACCAGAAGGAGCUUGAGGGUGUCGCCAACCCCAUCAUGAUGAAGUUCUACGGAGCUGGU